AUGGAGGCUCUCCUCAUCGACGUCUCCGCCGAGGACGAUCUCCUCACGACCUCGCCACUGCCCUGGUCGCGUCCCGAUCCGCCCCACGUAGGGUCUCUGGUGGGUGCCGAGGCGACCUCCUUUGUUGGUUCUCCGUCUACGGCGGGCCGGGCUUCGGAUCCGGACGGUGUGAUGGUGGAGAAGGCGCCCCCUGAGCGGACGGAGUUCCCGGAGCAGCGGAAGGCCAAGAAGGGGGUAAACCUCCGCAAGAGCUUGGCUUGGGACAACGCCUUUUUUACCCGUGAAGGUGUUCUCGAUACUGAGGAAUUGGCCAUUGUUAGCAGCAUGUUCCGUAAGACCCAGGGUUCCAGGCUGCCUGGAAUCAUGGAGGAAAUGAGGAGAUCAGGGGAAUCAACAACAUUAACUAUGGAAAGUGAAACAUGGGCAAUGGAAAGCCUUGAGACGGAACUAUUUGACAAUGUGCGUGCUUUUUUUGGCAUCAUGUAUGCUUAG
Miscanthus lutarioriparius is the source of this 492-nucleotide messenger RNA. The record is from the annotation of a GenBank genome assembly. Lineage: Eukaryota; Viridiplantae; Streptophyta; Magnoliopsida; Poales; Poaceae.